Molecule: messenger RNA, 1474 nt
Organism: Anarrhichthys ocellatus (wolf-eel)
Lineage: Eukaryota; Metazoa; Chordata; Actinopteri; Perciformes; Anarhichadidae
Exons: 5
Coding region: 46-1050 (334 amino acids)
Cellular component (GO): plasma membrane
Molecular function (GO): transmembrane signaling receptor activity
Source: RefSeq, a predicted model, not a curated record
CUUCUUGAGUGUUAAGAUCUCACUCUCCUACUUUAAGACGUCAAAAUGAGGACACUGUGUCUGAUUUUGCUUUUUCAUGCAAGUCUUCAGCUCCAGUGUGAUAAAAGCUACAUCACAGCACAUAUUGGAGGUGAACUCAACCUAAUCUGCAAUUACGACACAACCCGAUUCCUGUACAGUAAAAAGUACUGGUGUCGAGGGAACUCUAGAAAAACCUGUGAGAUUUUGGUAGAUUCAGAAAGUAAAACUAAAAACACACGCAGGUCUCACAUAAUAGAUGCAAGAAGAAGAGGGCUGAUUGUGAAAGUCACGGAUCUCCAAUUUGACGACACUGGAGUGUACUGGGUUGGGAUCGACAAAAUAUAUGCUGACAUCAUGACAUCACUUAAUGUGGUCAUCACUGAAGUUCCAGUAUCUAAACCGAGGCUUCAGCCCUUGAGCUCUCUGGCGGACAGGCUAACGUGCUGGGGGAAGUCAGUGACGGUGCGCUGUGGUUGCAUAAAGGGCACAGGUGUUGGUUACGUCUGGUACCAACGCACACACCACGAUUAUUUGCUCCACCGCUCGUCAGACUUGCACCUAGAAUGUGGCACAGUACAGAAGGACAGCGAUUAUUACUGUGUUGCCAGUAAUAACAUCAGCAGUCAGGAGAGUGACGUCCUCUCUGUGCAGGUGCUGAUGCCUGCAGACCGCAGCUGUGUCUAUGUAGUUACUAUGCAGGGCCAACCCCUUUAUGACUGUGACGACAGAAUGAGCACCACCACUGCCACAACUCCACCUCUGACUACCUGGCAAGCUACCAUGAAAAUCCACUCUGACACAAGAAACACAAGAAACAGGUCUUUACCAAUCAAUCAAACUGGUCAAGAUCCGUUUUUCAGCAGGGCAUGGACAGGAGUGCCGUUUUGGUAUACAUUGCUGCGUUGGGGUUCUUUUGUGUCCAUAUUGAUAUUUUUGUGCGCAGUACUCAAAGCUACCAAAGCAAGACACAAACGUGCCAAAAGGAAGAGAAGAGUUUGUACCAGGCCAAUGCCCCAAUUGGCUCAUUGACCUCAUUUUUACAGCAGUCGUUCAUAAGUCAUAUCAGCUCAUGUGACAUUGGUUUGUGGUGUUAUUAUUUUUACCAUGGUUCUUUUAUAACACGUGAGGAUUUGUAAAGAGUCUGGGUCAUAACGAUGAUGUUUAUCACAAAUAAUAACUUUUACAAGUCAUCUGAGGCCCUUGCUUGCCUUACCAAGAGGUGAAAAAAGAGGAAUGAUCUUUGACCACAUGUUCAUGCUCAAUUACUAGGUCACUAUGAUAAUAUUGUAUUUAUAACAUAAUAUUAGAAUGGAAUAGUUUAAAUAAAGGCAAACAACUUUUUUAAUGCCAGCUAGGAAAGAUGACCAUGACUCUUGAUGAGUAAGGAGGCCAGUAAAGCAAAUGCUUUACUGGAAGUUUGAGUGUUUAUUUCCAUUCCAUUCUUCCAUGUAAA